AUGGGAAUGUCAGUACAAAAGAAAUUCCUUUGUGGCUUCGCCUCGUUUGUACUGUUUAUUGGCCUCGUUGGGUUUUUCAUUGGUUUUUUCGCACGUCCAAGUAGCAACAGCGAGAGUUGCUCUGGCGGGAAAAACGGAAAUGAAGAAACAUCCGGGAUGUUAGGCUACGAAAAAGAAUUGUUAAGCCAAGUUUUGGAGCAAAGGAUUCGCUAUUAUCUAGAGUGAGUAUCUUUUUAUAUAAACAUGUUAAAUACGACCAUUUAAGGGUGCGAUGGUUUAUUCACGUCACGGUUGAGCCAAUUUUAACACGGAACGCAACAGCCAUCAUUAUCUUGCAAAUGAUCUGUGUAUAAAUUGGUGAAAUGAGAAAGUCACUAAGGUAAAUAAUUGAUACUAUUCCAGUUAAGAAUUUACUUCUAUGUAGUUCAAAACCUCUCUUUUGAAAAUCGAAAUUCUAGGAAAAAAAAUUAUUGACCCGUUUCUAUAGAAAAGUGUUUUCACAGACGCUGCCUAUUAAAAGGUACCGCGAUGAUUUUUUAAAUUUAGAUUUGUGGAUGAAAACAGUGUAAGUGAGUGAGUGAUCAUUGAUGCCCAAGCGAGCAUAUAUAUUUUAUUGAUUUGAUACUGUUUUUGUACUUUUUUUUCAAUUUCAAUAUAAACACAGAAAGUGCACAAAAAAAGGGGUAUCAGUUUAAAAAAGCAACUUCUUGCAAUCUCAUUCUUGGUCUGAAGAAGCUCUCUUCAAAAAAGAGGUUUGGAGCUGGUAGCGCACUAAUCUCACCUACGCCACCUUUUCGUGCACUCAAUUAACAUCUUCAUGCAUAGUUAUAUUUUAACAAGAAGCUUGACAUAUAAAUGAUUAAAGUAGAGCGAUCAUACACAAGACCAAUAAAGAAAUAAUUCGAGCUGGAAGUCUUUACUCUGGUCUUUUAUCUGUUUAACGUGUUCAGUUUUAAAGACAAUGUGUGCGCAGUUGAUGCUCCCAGACUAUUGAUUAAUUCUUUAUUUCUUUCUGACGACAAACUGUUGAUGUUUUCAGCUUGCCCUCGUGUUUUUACUGCGUCAUUGUUGGCGCGUCUUACAAAAUUGCCCUUACAUUGACAAACAUGAGAUAAAUCUUGCCAAAGCAUCUGCGCAUCUGAGAUUCUAUUUAAGUCUUCAACUUUUUAUCUUUUUCAAUUUAAAUAUAUUGAUUGCGACAAUAAGUUAAAAAGUGUCUGGACUUUUUUGCUUGACAAGAGUCCGGUUUAAGGGAGUCGUUUUUAAGUGAUUGUCUAUUAAUUUACCGCGAACCUAAAAAGAAAGUUCUAACAUGGAUUUGUGGUAAUUGAACUUGUAUGUGGACAUCACGGCAGGUUACUGUUUAAUCUUAAUUACACGGAAAACAAAAUGGUCCAAAACUGGCAAUUUUGAACCAUCUGUCAGCUUUCAUAACAUCAAAGGAACCGUCUUUUUGCAGACCGCUGUAGAUAAAUCAACCUUCUGACUAUCUAGGGGUUAGCAUAAUGGUAUGACUGUUUUAAGAAAUAGCGUUAUUCAUGAACAUCGUGCAUUAAAGCCUUGAGAAUGGGGCACGUAAGUUCAUUAUGAAUAGGAAUGAGAUAUCUUUAUUUCUUCUUUUAUCAGCGGUUUUGAAACGGCCUGAAUAAAAACCAGCUAAAAACAGAUCGAACAUUAAUAGUAAGACCCUACCACGGUUUUUUAAACUUUUGACAUGGACAAGUUAGGGAAAAUCCAUGGACACUACUGGAAAGAGCACCUUAAAAUUACUAAAAUUAGCAAGUUUGAAAGUGAUUUGUGGAAAACUAACAAGGAUAUAGCAUCUCAAAGUCGCAAAAAGUUUGACAGACGUUUGUUUGAUUGGAGACACAAACUAAUUGCCGCCCACCAUACAAACGUCUGCAUCUUCGCUCGCUUAAGACGUAUCACUUUAAUUUAAAUUUUGGCAGUUUUUCUAAUUUCAAGGCUCUCUUUUCAGUGAUGUCAAAGGAUUUUCUCUAACUGGUCCAUGUUAUAAGUUGAAAAAACUGUGGGAGGACCAUUAAUUGCUUCUCGUCAGACUUUAAAUUAUCAUAAGAAUGUUUUCUUUUUUGUCAAAUGCGCGUCUAAUACCGUUUAAAAAUUGAACGGGCAUAGGGAAAAAGCUAUUGCUCAGGCUUCCAUGGGAACGCCCGAGCUAUAAACUGGGUGUAUAGUCGGGCAAGCAUCAAUUCCAGGAGUUAGUAUGCAUAUAGAAUGUUGUUACGUUAUUUCGAUAUAAAAUCCCAUUCAGUAUGUUGCCUUUAAUUUCUUAGCUGAAGCUUUUUCAUUUGGACGUUUUUAAUAUGGAAGCCCGAGCUGAGCUGAUGAGUCUAUAGUCUAAGUGGCAUGAAGUGAGGUUCAGAAAGUAUAUCUUGAAGCCGCGUCAACCAAUUAUGGCUCAGUCGAUUCAGGGAGCUGCCUCAUACCCUUGAAAAUUUGCCUUUUUUCUUUAGGAAGCAGCAAAUACCCAGAUUCAUCCAAAAUCCUUACCAUCCUCACCGUAAUCAGACGCAAGUAUAGUAAAGAAACUAGCAGCAACAAUUAGUGCUUUAUAAAACUGUAAUUAUAUUCGAACCUCCAUGUGCGAUCACCUGUCGUAAGUGACCGCUUCCCAUAAGCCACCACUUAUCCAAAGAAUCAAAUGUUUCCUAGUCACAGUCUUCCAGUUGGAUCCUUUCAUAACGAUCACCUCCUGAAAGCGAUCGCUACCACUUUGGGGGUGGGGGUAGAGGCUAACGGCUUUAUAAAUUUCUAUUGUGUUUAGCCUCUUGUCUGUUGUAUUUUAGCGACCACUAAAAGGCACGGUCUGAUAUCUAUGUUCGUUGUAUGCACUAUCCUGCUCACAGGAUACGAGGAAAUUUCAUUUACAUCAAAGAACUAUAUGUAUCGUAACUUAAAGUAGGUUGAGUCCGAGCCUGUUCUCGGGAGAGAUUCCUGUUUUUCUAUUCCCGUAAGCGACCACCACCGCAUUUUGGAUGCCUCCUUAAAAGAAGUUUGACUGUAUUCCGCCAGAGUUUGAUCGGCGUGAGUUCUGCCGAUAUUUCGGAAGAACGUUGGACCAAUGGCAUUUGAAGUUUACCGAAAGAAUAUUUAGACAGACCUGGAAGAAGAACGUCUUGAUCAUCGAAACUUAACCACAAAAAUCUUUUUUUAUUGCAAUUAAGAUGUAAAUGUACGCUAUGGUAGUAUGCUUAAGUUCUUUUUAAUAUUCUUUACAAGUAGAAAAUAUGCACCGCAUUCAGCAAGGGCAAUUUACUCUCUGAGGCUAAAACUUUGAUAUUAAAAAAAUGUCUUUGAUGAUAAAAAAUCGAAACCAUCAAAAGACGAUUGACAACCAGGAAAAAGGAGUUUAGUGGUAGUGAGGGCUAAUGGGAUCUUGCAAAGAGAAUUUUAUGCAAUAACAAAACGGUCGACAGUGUCCUGCGAUUUUAAUACCGGGGGAAUACAAGUUUCAUUACACACCAUUCCGCCGGCCCUUUUAGGGCCUGUUUACAUGGAGGUGGGGGACCCCAGGUAGGUGAGGUAACCCGCCCGUCCAUAUAAUCUCUCAAUUUAAUUUGGUCGCGUUUACAUGAUAGGUGGGGUGACCUCACCUACCUGGGGUCCCCCACCUCCAUGUUAUUAAGCCCUUAAUCUUGCUUAUCCCAAACGAUCACGAUCAUUCCCAGGCUCACCACAAUUUCUGAAAUAGGUAAUCAUAAACAUCAGCGGACAUAUUUUUUCUUGAUUGCAGAAAGUUUUCCCUCAAAGUGAAUAAGAAUUAGCGUUGUAUAAGUAAUAUUUCCCUGUUCUUUUUUCUCAAUUGCCAGCUAUUUUAAAAACCUGUCAAUCGCUACUGGAACAAAUAGUAGUUGCAGCCAAGCUCAGCACAUCAAGAACGAAUGGAAUUCCUUGGGCCUCAACACUGUAGAGAUAAAGCGCUAUGACGUCUUACGUAUGUAUCCCAAGAGGCCUAGCGAAGUAUCACUGGUUGAUACAACAGGAAGUAUCAAAUAUUCUUCAGCCUUGAUACAGAAGAACAAAGCUUCCAUAUAUGGUGUUGCAGCGAACACUUUACCCUUCAGUGCAUAUUCUACUUCCGGUAUAGCAACUGGCAAACUAAUUUACGUUAAUUAUGGAAGGGAGAAAGACUUCAAACAUUUACAAGCUUUAAACAUUUCUUGUGUGGGAAAAAUUGUUCUUCUUAGAUAUGGCAAGGUCCUUGAGGACACCAAGGUAUUCUUUGUAUCACAUAGUUUAGGGUACAGUUGUUAACAUCCACAAGACAGAGAAAAAAAGACAUUAAAAUAAUACCAUACCACGGGGGCACCUAAUGAAUCUGUUCCUCAAAAUUUCUGUUCUUCAGGCCAAUUUUUGCAGGCUGGGAGAUUUAGAGAAAAUAAAAUGUCCUUUGAAGGAAAGUUUUACUGGGAAAGGGGCCAUUUAGGGUGUCCAAGGGGAUUAAUUUUGGCCUAUGACCACACCCAAACUGACUAGUAAUGUCUGGACAUACGUCUGCUGGAAAACUUCCCAGUAAGUCAGGUUGCAGGUUGUAUCGUUGUAGGUGCACCUUGCUGGCUGGGAGGCUCUUCCAUCAGUCUUGCUGGGAGUGAGGAACAGAUAAAUUUUUCCCAGCAAUCUCCCAAAAUGCUUAAAAUGGCUUCAGAAAGCUUUAUUCAUGCUUUAUUGUUGUUUUUAGGUCUUUUUCUCAAAAUUUCCCGUUGGGAGCCCCUGGACCAUACCACUACCUCAAGGCUUAUUUUAUCUCGUUCCACCAUUUUCCUAUCCAUUAAAAACUGAGUAAACCCCUUUGUUACUUACCUGCAAAUUCCGGCUCAAUUUUCUUCUAUUGUUUGAACUACUUCCCUCACACGCAUAAAGGUUUCCGCUAUCCUUUUCUUCAAUUCCAUAUAAAAAAUUCUUUUAAGAGGUAGAAGGCACAAAUGAAAUUUAAAAAACCAUGGAAUUAAGAUUGUACUUGAAGGGAACAGCCAUCUAAAACUUUUAGCAGUCAAGUAAAUUCUAGGCAAUAUUUGCCUUGCCAAACACUAGAUGCUUUUUGGCGGUGCCCCUGUUCAACUUCAGUCAACAAAAUCUUUCACUCUUUGACUAAAAGGUUGCAAAUGCUUUAAAGUGGAAUGUCAGUGGAGUCUUGUUAUACUUGGAUCCUGCUGAAUAUACAAGUAACACAACCGAUGUUAAUGCAGUCAAGUGGUAUCCCAGCGAGACAGUGCGUAGCGGAGGUUUAUGGGCAAUACCUGGUUACCCAGCCACAGGUGCGUAGAAGAAAAUUAUCAACCAUAUAUUGCUUGCUAGUUUUCACGGUCAUGGCAUCAAAAAUCAAAAUCGAAACGGUCCAGCAGAUAAAGCCUGGAAUGUAGGAGAUGAAAGGAGCUAAAUAUACCCAAAGGCCCUCGCCAAGAUUCAGGUCGGUGCAAAUUUUCAUAUGCAAGAUAUUAGGAGAAAUGAACUUACCAAAUUUAUAUAGCUUUGUAUCGAGACGCCAUGUUAGUGUCCAUCAAAGGGCGUGGUUCCCGCUGACUUUGGUUGUCUUUGUUGACAGUGACUUGUACUCAUAACCAAUAUUUUCGCACUCAAGUAGAGAGGACUCUUGAGUAUUUGUAUUUUCAUCAUGAAAAGAAUUUUGUCCAUACAAGGGAUCGCAAAAUCCCCCAAACUAAGUCACUUUUUAACAAAGUUGACAGCUCUCUCGGCCGCCACCUAAAUGCUGAGCGUCAUGCAAAUUCUAACGAACUCUAUCACAAAACACAGAAUAGUUUCGAUGGUAAACGUUCCCAAGCUAGCUACUCUAAUAGUGCAUAAAAGUAAAACUCAUGAGGAACGAUAAAUCUUUGGUUGGAACUUAGAUGACGUCAUGUGAAAACUACUGAAAACGGAGACCUCUGUGGCCGUCAUUUAGAUUGCGCUGAGGUGUCCUGACUUAGCGGAAAAUGAAGACAAGCGACUAAAAAAAGAUAUUCACCACAUUUAUGGGAUUAUGCAUCCGUCUUUUUUAGGGAUUUAUCUAGAGAAAAUUAAACGUUAUUCAAAUAAAUGUUUAUUUUUGUAGCUGGAAUAUUAAUAGAAUCAGUAGAAAAUGUUUUCUUUUGUAGCUGGAAUAUUAAGAGAAUCAGUUGAAGAUGUUUUACGGUUCCAGAUUCCAGUACAGCCGAUAUCAUGUCAGGAGGCAGAAAAGCUUUUAAGGUAGCAUUCAGUAUAUGCCUUAGCAAUGUAUUUUGCGCACCAAAAACAGCCAUUUAUUUAGGUAUUUCGUGAUCAGACCUGAAGGACUCGGAGAACUCGGAUCCCAGAGAAAAAGCCUUAUCAUCCGUAUUAUUGAUGCGUUAUGUCGUUUUAAGACACCACUCUUAAUUUUGAAGUGAAUGCAUGUGUAAUCAAAUGGUGACGAGUGCCUAAUUUCACUCCUCACAAUUUGAUUACCUAUGAAUGGAGCGUGGCUGAGCGUUUUCACUCACGUGGCCAGCAUCUAAGCUAAUUUAUUGGAACAAAAGAAAGCAUUUACAUGAGAAAAGAGUUCAACUCCCAGAGGAUUUUCUUGGUACACCAAUAUGGCCGCCGUGACGUCAUGUGAAAACGUCAUGUUUUAAAACUUUGCCGCCAUCUCAUGACAUUGAUUCGUACGGAACGUUGCCAUGGUAAUUUCGCAAUUUUACAUGUGAAAUUAUAAAUUAACGCAGAAAUUAAAGGGUAGUUUGUCACCCAGAAUAUUGUGCCAUUUAAUUAUAUCAACGCUUAACUUUGCUGACAAGAUAAGCGGUAUUUCAUUGUAGACUUUUGAACCAGACGGCGGUGCCAAAACCUUGGCAAGGUGGAAUGAACUUUUCAUAUGGAAUACAAAUGGAUUCAAGUGAUAAAAGGUAAUCAUAAGAGAGACUUUUUUGUUACGUCAGUUGGAUUUUAUUGUAAUUGUAAUAAACUGCUUUGUGUAGAAUUUUGCAUUUUGAAAGUAUACCGUCCCGUCCAUGAUUCUUGGGGAAUUAAUUUACCACCUUGCUUAUUCUUCAGUAAAAAAAUGUCUUAACUAUUAUAAUUAUAACUACUUUUUCCGUUUAUAUCUUUUAUGUUCUUUUAAGGUAAAAGCUAUUACCUUAAGUCGUCUCAAGUAGUCCUAGAGAAAUGCUUUAUAAACUAGCAUCUCAAUGCAUUGUGAAGUUGUGGUGAAAAACUCAGAUAGAGAAACUUCGCUGAACACACUCAAGGGGCUUAAAAACAACCAUCUGGGAUAAGGAAGGCCUCUCUGAGAGGGAGCUCUGAAUUUUCCUCCCGAAUAUUUUACAUUUUUUAAAUUUCAUUUCCUUUUUCACUGCAAGCCCCAUUUCUCCUAGCACUAUGUUUACAUAAGAUGAUACAAUAUCCUCAAUAAAUUUCUAGUGUUUAAUGUAAACUAAUAUAAACACUGAUUGGCAGAGACCAUGCACCUUGAUGAUGGUUUUAUCGGCUUCCUUUUUUCGGCAACCUAUUUUCAAAAAACGUCACUCUUACUAUUACCGUCGGUUGACAGUAAUAGAGGUCUUAAGCUCGAUGUGUUAAGCUGUGUUACCUUGCUGAUUAAUUUUGAACUAAACCCUAUCUUUUUAUCCAAUAUAUUUUAUGAAGAAACGUUAGCAUGAACGUAAGUCUUGCUGUUUUUAAGCAAGCGGUUUGCAAUGUGGUGGGAACCAUCAAAGGACUCACAGAACCAGGUGAGAGAAUAAUUGGUUGUUACUAAUAAUAAUAAUAAUAAUAACUUUAAUAGUAACAUCCUCGUGAGGUUUUUCAGGAACUAUUUACAAACUAUUUUCAAUUUAUAAAAGCAAAAAUGACAAUAAAAACUCGAAAUCACAAUUUAUGAUGGUAUUCUACUAAAAUCUAAAGCUUAUAAAGGAAAUGUCUGCCUCAAUAGUGUGUCUUUCAGGGUGCGCUUGAAAGAUGCCAAUGAGGCACUUUGCCUAAGUUCAUUAUGCAAGUUAUUCCAUAUGUAGGCCCCUCUGAAGGAAAAUGUGCGCUGGCCUAUAGCCGUUCUGUAUAGCGGAAUCUGGUUUCUCAAGGCACAUGCUCACAAUGCUCAUACAUAUAAACUCGCGAACCAUUUGAACGAGCAAUUCAUAACUCCGCGUUCUAGCUUCUGACAUUUAAAGGUCAAAACGGAGUCUCUAUAGAAUAAUUGUUUGAUAAUUGUUUAAUUGUACUGACUUCACCAAAAUAAUUUUUAUUAAUGUACUACUUUUAACUGAAGAUAUACGCGGGCUUUCGUAAUAUUUCAAAAGAUACUAAAAGAAGGCUGAUUUCAACUGUGAUUUAUAAUGACAGAUCGUUAUGUUACGCUGGGUGCUUCAAGUUUGUCUGUUGGUGCUGCUCUCCUUAUGGAGGUUGUCCGAGUGUUAAUGUCCAUUAAAAAGAAAGGUACGUCCUUAUCACAUGUUAAACUGUGCUGUGCUGUGCGUUUGUAAUACCCUCUAAUUCAGGUUAUAACAAACGCACUGACCAACUUGUAGCUAGUACAGAGCCGAAAUUUGAUGGUUGGGUAAACCUGACGGCAUUGAGGCAACUAUGGACUUGUUCGUCUUAUGCAAUGAAAUGCAUAUUCAGUAGCGUAAGACGGAAUCAUAGGCCCAGGUUGCAUGAGCCGGAUAGGGUGCUUUUGCGGACUGGCUCACUUUGUUAAAGUCGCGCCACGUUAAUGAAAACGCAACAAAAAUCAACUUGGUGCCUGCCGGGCUGACUUAGUUGUCUUGUUACUGGGAUUUCGGUAUGAUAAUAACGUUAUACCGGUAUAAAAGCCGCCUCGGCAAAGCGAGUAAGGCUCAGCUCAUGUAAUGAUGAAAGGGCCCUCCAAUCGAACUUUGUGGUUAAUCUCUGUCAGUUACCUUUCUUUCGUAUGCGACUCCAUCUAAAACACAUCUUUGGAUUUGCUGUAUAAUUUUUCUAGGAUGGAUGCCCCGGAGAACGAUAAAAAUCUGUCACUGGGGAUCAGGAUAUAUUGGAUCGUUGGAAUGGACCGAGGUACAGCGUUACCGAUCAUCAUCAUCAUUAUUAUUAACUAUUAUCCUGUAAUGGGAGGCCACUCUAUACUUUUCCCUGCAGGCACUGUCUCUGUCACUCGACUCCAAGCAUGUGCUUUUUUUUUCUGCUGAGUAACCAAAACGUUUCGGGUCAAGGUACACAACAGCUUUUUGUAUCUUCCAGUCUAAUUCGCCCAGAAUAUUUCUAAGAUCUUGAAAACAUUACGCUGUACCUUCUAGUAGACUUUCUUCAAUACAUUUGCCCGUUUCCUGGCAAGUUUCAGAAUAGCCGGGAACAGAUGAUGUGUUUUCCUUACACAGUAGAUGAGCAAUAUUUGAGUGGCGUAUUCUUACAUUUGUUCCGUUCAUUUUUAGUCAGCAAUUCGGCUAUUCGCCAUUUUCGUGAGUUCACUCAUGCCAAGACAGCUAGGCUGCCGCGCCGCUGCCCGGAAACGAGAUUGCGAUUGUAUGUUGGCGCAAUUUACCGUCGUGACGAUGGUUUUUGCUCCCGUUCCAAAUUUGGUCAUAGCAUAAGCUAUUGUAGUUACAAAAAGUUACCCGGGUCAUUAAAUCCAAUCAUUAACAACGAAAUAUUGGAAAUCAUCUAAUUGUCCAUUAUAUUUCUCCACUAUAUUGCUGUUUUAUAUUAUGUUGUGAUUAGGAAAACAUGGAUACUGAUAUUAUGUUGAUGUUAACGCCUCCCCGCCCCUGAGAACCUAAGACCCUUUGGGUUUAAUCGUGUAAUUAAAUAUACAUUUAUUUAUGUACUUUCUUUUUCUAUUUUAGGAAUACCAUAAGCUGCUCCAAUUCCGCUCUGUUGCCUAUUUGAACGUGGACAGUUGUGUUCAAGGUACUCCUUAUUUUAUUAGCUUCCCUUAAGGUUUUUAAUAGCUUUUAACUUCUUGGUUUACUUGUUUGUUUACGGUUUUUGUAAAUUGCAGAAAUGUAGCUCCCCGGUCUCCUUAGUUCAAUUUCCACCUUUCCACACGCAACUAAAGGGCAAACAACCAAAUGAAUUUCACCUCUUCCUAACGCAUUCUGUUCACUAAGCAUAGACGGAUGGCACAUGAAUGAUAUCGGCCAAUUUCAAGUCUAAGGUAGACCAACGUACGAUUAGGCCUGCAAGAUGCAAGAGAUCGAGAGCAACACCUGGACUGAUAUAGGAUCGCGACUGAGUUCUGCAAUUCACAAGCAUAACUUAAGAUGCCGAGUGCUAACACGACUUACUGCUUUUCUUUCUGUAGGAAAAGUCGCCCGUCCGAUGAUAAGAUCAAGUCCCCUAUUAGAAGAAACAACUUUUGAAGUCGCAAAAAUGGUAAGCUUACUGUAAUCAUAAUUCGCAGAUAGUUGACGUCAAAGUCCUCACAACUCAAAAUCAUGAUUUAUAGAAACUAGGAAAAUUUAACGUAAUUGUACACUCUCUGAUUUUUUUCUUCCAUGUCAGCCAGUUUUGAGGACAUGCUAGCUUUAGUCAGUUAAACGAUACUUAUUUGACUUGUAUUGAAGGUCAGACUGUCAGAAGGUCAAAGGACGUUGUAUGACGAAAUCAAGAAAACAAAAUUCGAUAAAAGGUUUGUUCUUUUUACGUUGUAAUGAUCAUAAAAUGAAUACCGGCUACUCAGCACCUGGCAUGGAGAAUCCUGGUAUGACAAACUAUCUAGAGAGCAGGUGGGAGACAUGAAGGUAAAAAAAAAUUAUUAUUGGGGAGGGGCUGAACUAAGAACCAGUAUAGUAGGGAUAUUUAAUUUUCAAGUGGGGAUUUUGGAUAGUAGGGAUAGUUCUUGCAGUCUGAUUGAACUUGCUGGUUCUUGUUCAGUGAUUCUUCGCAGCUGGAGGACAAAUGAUGCUUGUUUUUCCUCGGCCCCCUUUUUUCCUUCUCGAUUAAUGUUAUAGUUUUCUGUCCUUCUCUCUUCUUUUCCCCAGUAAUACCGUUUUUCCUUCUCAGUAUGAUGGCUUUACCCUCUGCCACUCAAUGUAUUGUUUUUCACUUUCUUCUGUCUCCUCUCCCUCCUCCAACUCAUUUCUUUACAAUUUUAAAAUCAAUGCAUAAGAAGAAUUUUUGCUAAACUGCGUAAAAAAGGAUGUUCAUGAAAUUUAUUCGUAAUAUACUCGGAAAAGAUGAAUGUAUGGAUUUCAUGUAUUCGUCUUUUUACAUCAAUUUGAAGAAAGCCAGUUGCCCUACCAUAUAACUACAAGGGAGACCCUUUCAUUUUCACUUGAUAACUAUUAUUGUUCAUAGUAAACGAUACUUUACUAAGCAGCAUUAAGGCCCAAGUUAAGUUAUUGAUCUGAACUAAUCAAUUGUAGCAAGGAAAUGAUUUAACUCUUUUGCUCAAAAACUGUCCGUUUUUUUUUUUUUUUUUUUUUCUACACACCUUCAUUAAGCCCUAAGAAGGGCCAAAACAGAGUGAAGAUGAUUUAGCUACAGACAGUUUUGCCGAAUAUAAAAGAUUUAUAAUCUAAAUAGUACAAACGUGCUUCUUCACAGGCUGAAAAAGUAUCAGUUAGCAUGUUACUCACAGCUUUUUGCCUAAAUUUAUAAUAGCUAGCCGUCAUUUGGUUUUGUUUCGCAGCUUUUUGUCUCAGGCUGGGGGUGACAGUGGCUGUUUCACGUUUACUAAUAUUGGUGUACCAUGCACCUGCCUAACUGGCUACCACCCUUACAAUGUAAGUUCAACUUCUGUAUUCAGUGGAAACAAAUGGAAACACGAACUAAGAACUGACCCAUCUCUAGUCUAUUAUCAUGCAUUUACUCAAGUGGUUGCAGAGCUCUUAGACUAAAUGCAAAGCGGGCAGGGUUUUGUUGAUAAUGGGUUAGUUAUAGAACGAAACAGUAUGGAAAUUUGGAGAGAGCUGGACCAGUUGAUGUUCCCAUUGCUUCAGGUGUGCCCUAAGGCUGUGUAGCACUCUUUUAGCGACUUCCUUCUGACAACGUUAGGUUUUCUUCUGGUUUACAUGUACCUUGUGCAAAUGUCACCCUUCUUUCCUGUCUCAAAAAGAUAGUCACUCGGGAAAAAAACAACAACAAGAAGAAACCUCUGACCCUCAACAAGAGCGAAGAAAGAGAGAAACAUGAGAGCAAUGGUCUGUUUUAUAAGUUACAGCGAUUUCAAACCUAUCUUCAUCCCUCGCCUGUUAUUUUAUUACGAUACCAUUCUAAAUUGGCAAAAAUAUGUUGAACCCAAUUCGAUUGCAUGACCGAAAAUUACUUUGAAAAUGGUGAACUAAACUGCUCUACAGCGUAAAUUGAAAUACUAUCUUUACAUAGCAUAUUUCUGUUCUGCAUUACGUCAUAAAAGUUACCUUACACUUCCUUUAUGUUGCAUCGCCUCGGAGAUUCAUUCUGCCUUGGAACUUUCGCUCACGGUUUUGUUAUCCUGUCGCCUCGCAGCCUCGCGAAGACGCAAGGCUGCUUGUUGGCUAAAAUAUGGAUAUUAUGGGGGGUCGGACAGUUUUGUGAUCAUAUACCAGCCAUAAACUUGGUUAAUAACCGCAUAUUUUUUCAAGUAACAAGUUGAUAUAUUUUACAAGCAAAAAGUUUUUCCCGAUUUCAAGACGCUUUGAAUUUAAUAGUCUUCUCUCUACUAACAGGUCUCAACCAACUAUUACGCGGCGCUCGCCAAACUUUGGCUGCAGAUGACCUUCAAUAUCGCAGGCUCGAUGUUUAUUCCUUAUGACGUGGUUCGUUACGCAGACACCUUGUGUGCUUUCGUAAAAAACCUGUCGACAACUUACAAUGGCACUUUGAGAGUAAAUAAUAUUACACUGGGUAUGUUUUGUUGAACUCAGUUACUUUUAAGGUAUACGAACAUAUUUUGAGAACAAACUAUAAAUCAAAACUCCUCGUUCUUUUUUUAUUAUUAUUAUUAUUAUUAAUGUAACUUUUUAUUGAGGAUGUUUUUUUUCAUCCCCAAAUUUCAAAUCCAUCUAUUUAUGACGUCUUUUCUACAGAGGUUUUAUUGAAAGCUGCUGAGGUUUUCCAGGCUGCAGCAAAAACAUAUCAGAAAUGCUUACAUACAGUGGACAAGACAAAGUAAGAACCAGUAUGGGCUGAAGUAUGAAAAACACGAUUAUUGUAAAAGACAGAGAUCUGUUUUAUUGUCCACAUUUUAAUGAAAAAAUUAUAUACAUUUUCCGGAACGUUUAACCUUUGGGCAAUGAAAUUUAUGGGAAAACGUAGUUCAACUCAGUUCGGUUUAUUACUAAAGGGGGCUUUCGACAAGCGAGUAAUUAUGUUAAGGAAACAACAAAAGGAUGUAGUGGAUAGGGUAGGAUUGUUGUUGUUGUUGUUGUUUAGUAGUAGUAGUUGUAGUUCUGAAGAAUUAUAUUUCCCCGCUACUUGAUAUAGGAAAUGUUUUUAGAACAGAAAUAUCUCAAUAAAAUAAACUCCUACAUGUUUUCAUCAUUUGUAGUGUUUUACAAGUGCGAGUGGCAAAUGAUCACCUUCUUCAGUUGGAGAAAGCAUUUAUAAGUAAGGGAAUGUUUCCUGGCAUGCCAUUCGUUGGGUGAGUACUAUGUCUACUCCUUUUUUUGAUAACGUUAUCGCCAGAUGGACCUUUGGAGUCCAACAGUUUUUUUCGGCCGAAAACUAUCUCCAAAGUAGCUAUUAUAAAAACUAAGAGUGCAACCAUUGUUUUUUUUUUUUUCUUCUCUUCUUUUUCUUCUAGUCGCUCCUUUUUUUUUUUCGUUACUAUGAUUUUGGAGCUUCUUGGGCUCAAGAAACGUGCCUUUUGACCCUUUUUCACACAAAUGGCGGCAAAUUUCGUUAGGUUGGUUUUCAAAAAAUCGGUUAGAUAUAGAUGCUGAAUGUUUAAUUUCGCCUAAAGAAGAUAGACUUCGAAAAUGACAGGGUCAUAGUGUCUAUUCUAUAUUACGAUCUGCAAAAUCUUUAUCGUCUCGUGCUUUCUAUGGCCUAAGAAAGUUUCAGUUGAGUUUUGGACUCCGCACAGUUAUAUAUAUAACCCAGAAAAUAAACUUCUGUUUUGCUGACAUAUAAGUUAGCCAUAAUGACCUCAUAGGCGGGUUGGGGGCAAGAAAACGAGGGGGCGGCCAAACCUCAAUAAACGUGUUUGUAGCGAGAAACUUUGAACUCACAUGUCCAGAGGGCAUCACAUAUUUUUUGGUCGGGCAAUAUUAGGGCACCAAAGAUUCCAACGUACGCCUAAUUACAGUAAUCUGAUGUUAAAACCAGGGCGGAUAAAGGUUGGGCGGUGAAACGAGCGCGUCCGAGCAAAAAGGUGUGAUGCAGUAGACUGGGACUCUGCUUAGAAAUGUCGCUUGUUUUCGACUUCGGUCAGGGCUUGCGAUAUGAUGUGGUUUGUAGAUUAGACACUGCCGCUGUCACUGGAUUAUGGCGGCUUGAAUUGUUUUCUUGCACUUCUUCCUCGUUCCUUUGUGCUGGUACGCUGUCUCCGAGAGGCAAAUGUUGCUAUUUUUGCGGGAGGUUUAGUUGUAAUAUAUCAAACAUGAGACGCAGUGUUUCAUCACCAGAUGAAACACCCAGAAGAGAGUUGAAAAUACGACGCGCAGCGGAGUAUUUUUGACGAACUUCGAGGUGUUUCAUCUGGUGAUGAAACACUGUGUCGAAUGUUUGAUAUUUCUUCUCAAACAAAAUCAUUUUUGAAGGAGAAAUUAAGUAUGCAAAACUGAGCAGUUUUUCAUCUGAUAUCAAAACACUCAUUAAACAUUAAUUUCCUUUGAAUUUUCUUUAUGAAUUAUUAGUGAGUUUGAGAAGGAGUAGACAAACAUCUCUUUCAAAGGGUUUCUUUUAUUACUUCCAUGACUCUACCACUGAAUUAUAUUCUCGUUCUGCUACUCGCCAAUGUCGAUGUUAUUCCAAAACAAAAACAACUAAGUACUGUCUAAAACACGAAGGAAAAUCUCAUCCAUGGCAAAACUAAAAGACAGCAGAUCGUGUUUCAUAACUAGAUGACGUUUAUUUUAUAAAUGAGUGCAGCUCGUGCAAGGUGAAAUUAUGCUAAUUUCAAUCACCAUCAUGCUUCUUUUUAAUUUUGAAAAAAACAUCUCAGACGUUUUUCUGUUUCUUCAAAACUUCAAAAUUAGUUUCCCCUCAGUUUUUUUCGGUUUACCUUGUUUUGUUUUAGAGAGAAAAACGUAGAAAAAACCUUACAACUAACCUCAAUAAAUUUUGUUUACAUGCGGUUGCUGGAUUUGCAACGCAUUGCGCGAAUCGCCAUGGCGCGUUGAACCCGAGAAGCAAAGUUUAAAGAAGUAAAACGCCACUAUAUCAAUAUAUAUCAAUCUAAUUUUUUGCUAUGUUAUAUAAAAUUUAUCCUCCUUUAACAUAUGUAAAAAUUGAGGUUAAGAAGUGUUAAGCUUUUGCAAACGAAACGGCAAAAGACGAUUAGGUGAUAUUUAGUGGAAGGAGGAGGUAUUCAACACUUUCAAAUUAAACUCAAAUUUUGGCAUUAUACGACCAACAAGUUUGACUUAUGGACGUACAGACACAAACAUAUGAAACUGCUUAUUGAUAUUGUUAUGAAACGAAUUUAUCUAUUUAACAUUGUAACCUGAAAUUACAGAAAGAAAAUAGGAUUUCCGGUUUGCAAAAAGGAAAAUUUCGCCGGCCUUGAAGCGCACCGGAAGGGCGGAAAGAGCGCUCGUGCCAGUCCUACUCCGCAUCACACAUUAAAUGAAGAGCGGAGCGCUCGUUUCACCGCCCAACCUUUAUCCGCCCUGGUUAAAACGCUCAGUGUUCUGACUCUUAAGGACUUAUAUACUAGGAGUCUGAUAAAAAAAAUCAAACAUAUAUUUCAUAACAAUAAUAAUAAUAAUUUAUAAUAAUAAGGGCAUAAAUUUCGGUUUUUCUUGUGUUUUUUUUUUUUAGACACGUGAUACUUGCGCCGAGUUAUUUCACUGCGGCGACGGAUAACACUUUUCCAGGCAUCAUAGAUUCCAUUCGCGUUGCUCAAGAAAGUGGCAUUAAAAAUGACUGGGAGAAAGUCCAACAGCAAAUAUCAGUUGUAGCACAUGCCUUCCGUACAGCUGUUUCAUUUUUACAACCUCCGGAUAUUUAAACAAUGCCAAAGCUACAUUUGAUCACAGUCAACAAAGGAGCAUGAAUUUCCCAGUCAUACUAUGCUGACAAAUUUUGUGGCAGAAAUAGACAGCUUGUGGCAUAUUUAGCUGUGUCAAAAGUAUGUUAUCACGACUGAAGUCGUUUUGCAAGAAAAAAGAGUUACAAUGGUGCAAACACUGUCACACAUUUGUGUGCUGUACUACCGCCAGCCAAGAUAGCCGUGGUUAAAAGGGUUCAAGGUUAAACGUCUUUUAUUUGUAUACUUUUCACGUCAUGCGUGCAAAAUUGCAACAUUAUCUAGAAAAAAGACCAGAAUCCAGGAAAACACGAGCCUAUAAAGUAAUACGCGAUAAUAUUCUAGACGAAGGAC
Molecule: messenger RNA, 16411 nt
Organism: Porites evermanni
Lineage: Eukaryota; Metazoa; Cnidaria; Anthozoa; Scleractinia; Poritidae
Source: the annotation of a GenBank genome assembly